GCCGUUAAACCCCACAGAAGAAGACGUCUGCAGGUUAAGCCACAGUAGAAGAAGUGUCUCGCUUUUGGGCUAAAGUUUCUCUAACGUCAGUUAUAAAGCUAGCUAGAACAACUUGUCAACAUGUUUCGAAGAAAACUGACAGCUUUGGAUUACCAUAACCCCGCUGGGUUUGACUGUAAAGAUGAGACAGAGUUCAGGAAUUUCAUUGUGUGGCUGGAGGACCAGAAAAUCAGACAUUACAAAAUUGAAGACCGGGGCAACCUGAGGAAUAUCCCCACCUCGGGAUGGCACAAGUCCUUUGAGCAGUAUCUUCGAGAUGUGAAUUGCCCAUUCACUGUCGAAGAGAGACAGGAGUCAGUGGACUGGUUGCUGGGUCUAGCAGUUCGGUUGGAAUAUGGAGACAAUGGCUCCCCAGUUGAGAAGUACAAGAAUUGCCCGCCAGCCACAACCACCGAGGCGGAGAAACCCUCGGAUCCCCUCAUCCAUCUGGACAGCAGCAACCCAGACUUUAAGGCUGGCGUCUUAGGCCUGGCUAGCCUGCUGAAGAUCCAGCGUCACGACGACUACCUGGUCAUGCUGAAGGCUAUAAGGAUCCUUAUCCAAGAGCGGCUGACCCCAGAAGCCAUAGCCAAGGCCAGCCAGUCUAAAGAGGGUCUCCCUGUGGCCUUGGACAAGCACAUCCUCGGCUUUGAUACCGGAGACGCCACCCUGAACGAAGCGGCUCAGAUCCUACGUCUGCUCCACAUCGAGGAGCUACGAGACCUGCAGACCCGGAUCAAUGAGGCCAUCGUAGCCGUCCAGGCCAUAAUCGCAGACCCGAAGACAGACCACCGCCUGGGCAAGGUCGGCAGAUGACCUGGCCUGCCUGACCCCUUGACCUCUGCCUUUAACCCCCAACAUAGUCUGUGAAAAAGAAGUACCACACAAACUAUACAUGGAUAUUGGUCCAAGACCUUGUCCUUAUUUUAUUUUUGUCCCUCAACAACUAGGACUAAGCCUUUGGUUUUCAUUUUUUUUGUGUGUGUGUGAAGGAUUUGGGACGGUUGGAAUGAAAUGGACUAGUUUUUUUGUUUUGAGAAAGAAAUGCAUUUUUGUGGCAUGAGUGGAUUGAGAAUGUCUGAAAUACAUUGGGGAGAAAGAAACUUUGGUUUGUGUUCAUAAGAAAUGGGAAGUGCUAUCAGAUUCUGUGCUGAAAUUACCCUUGAGAUGGAAUGAGCGAUAAAACAAGUCAGGAAUUACAUCUUAGGAAAGAUAAAGCAUUAAAAAACUGGUGAACAAAUAUUUGGCGACCAUGUGGUGAAAUACAAAAUGAUUAGUGCACAGAAUACUCAAAUACUGCAUUGCUGUGUGUUCAUUCAAUACACAUGGACAGAUAUAACUGGACUUGUGCCUCAAAGAUCUAGUUUAUUUUUAAUUUUUAUAGGAAGCCAAAGUAUGAAAUGAGGUAAAACCAAUUUACAAAACUUUAUUUGCAGGGACUGGGAAGUCAGUUGACGUUUGGAAAUUUACUUUGGUGGUGGUUGGUGAAAUCCUUGCUUUGUCUCAAGUGUCCUUCAUUCGAAGUCUGACAGAAGGGUUCUCACAGGGGAAAGCACUUCAAGACUCGUCCGAAAUAGCACCAUAAAACGGUCCUCUAUCAUUAGUGUCCCUGCAUCAGAUAACUACAUUAGGUCACAGGACAGUGAACAUCCUUGACAACUACACCACACUCGGCUAUCAUCAGUCACAGAACAAACAUUACUUUCCAAACGUGUUAUUCUUGACCUUCGUAAAUACCAGGGGAGAAUGACUGCCCCCUCUCAUUGAAGCCACUGAAGUUCAAGGCCAACUUCGGGCAUUGUUAGCAGCAAACAGGAUCCCCAUUAUCGUGAGUGGAAAUCUUUGUUGUCAUUCAAAGUGUAAAAAAAGGACAAUUAUAGUACCAAUAAUUGCUUCUAAUACACCAGCUGUAUGUCCUUGAACCGAUUAUCAAAAAAUGCUCACACGAAGGAUAAUUGAGUUGCUAAUGGCAGCCUGCAGUACCCCAGUCAGCCUUCAACUUGAGUUACUCAAUGAGAUGGGGCAACACUGAGCUAGCCUGCAACCUCAUUUCCUGGAGUUGCUCAAAGUGCGCAUGUCUUCAUGAGACGCCAUCUUAACUGACUGCAUUUAGCUUCAAUGCUCUAUUGAGUCUUCAUAUAGGAAUGAAUGGUGUCACGUGAUCAAUGGCUUUGUCCAAUCAUAUCAUGCAAGGCUGAGCUCAUAGGGCUCUUGCAACUAGGUUUCUAUGGCUUUGAUGUCAGGGUGAAGACCGGUCAUAUUUCUUCACCUGGGUCUUUAGUACAGUGAUUUGGCAGCAGUUGCCUUCUACUUGAGGAACUUGCUACCUGACAGGUUCUAUGCUAAGGCUCUUUGUACAGCCCUCGGUCAUUUGGCGUCUUUUUGUUUGUUGCAGGUGUCCGCUCUGAUACGUAACAUCAAAAUGAAGUAUGGCCCCCAGUACAGUGCGUUCAGAAAGUAUUCCUACCCCUUGACUUUAUCCACAUUGUGUUAUGUUACAACCUUAUUCUAAAAUAGAUUAAAAUGUUUCCCCCCCCCCCUCAUAAAUCUACACAACACCCCAUAAUGACAAAGCAAAAACAGGUUUUUAGAAAUGUUUGCACAUGUAUUAAAAAUCAAACUGGAAUAUUACAUUUACAUAAGCACUCAGUACAUUCUUGAAGAACCUUUGGCAGCGAUUAAAGCCUUGGGUAUGUCGCUACAAGCUUGGCACACCUGUAUUUGGGGAGUCUCCCAUUCUCUGCAGAUCCUCUCAAGCUCUGUCAGGUUGGAUGGGGAGUGUUACUGCACAGCUAUUUUCAGGUCUCUCCAGAGAUGUUUGAGUCCGGGCUCUGGCUGUGCCACUCAAGGACAUUCAGAGAGACUUAUCCCGAAGCCACUCCUGCGUUGUCCUGUUGGAAGGAGAACCUUCACCCCAGUCUGAGGUCCUGAGCGCUCUGGAGCAGGUUUUCAUCAAGGAUCGCUCCGUACAUCUUUGCCUCGAUCAUGACUAGUCUCCCAGUCCCUGCCGCUGAAAAACAUCCCCACAGCAUGAUGCUGCCACCACCAUGCUUCACCGUAGGGAUGGUGCCAGGUUUCUUCCAGAUGUGACACUUGGCAUUCAGACCAAAGAGUUCAAUCUUGGUUUCAUCAGAUGAGAGACUGUUGUUUCAUGGUCUGAGAGUCUUUAGGUGCCUUUUGGCAUACUCCAAGCGGGCUGUCAUGUGCCUUUUUACUGAGUGGUGUAUUCCGUAUGGCCACUACCAUAAAGGCCUGAUUGGUGGAGUGCUGCAGAUAUGGUUGUCCUAGAAGGUUCUCCAAUCUCCACAGAGGAACUCUGUCAGUGUGACCAUUGGGUUCAUCUCCCUGACGAAGGCCCUUCUCCCCUGAUUGCUCAGUUCCAGGAAGAGUCUUGGUGUUUUCAAACGUCUUCCAUUUAAGAAUGAUGGAGGCCACUGUGUUCUUGGGGACCUUCAAUGCUGCAGACAUUUUUUGGUACCCUUCCCCAGAUCUGUGCCUCGACACAAUCAUGUCUCGGAGUUCUACGGACAAUUCCUUCGACCUCAUGGCUUGGUUUUUGCUCUGACAUGCACUGUCAACUGUGGGACCUUAUACAGACAGGUGUGUGCCUUUCCAAAUCAUGUCCAAUCAAUUGAAUUUGCCACAGGUGGACUCCAAUCAAUUUGUAGAAACAUCUCAAGUAUGUUCAAUGGGAACAGGAUGCACCUGAGCUCAAUUUCGAGUCACAUAGCAAAGCAUCUGAAUGCUUUAAAAAUAUAUAUAUUGCAAAAAUGUCUAAAAACCUGCUUUUGCUUUGUCAUUAUGGGGUAUUGUGUUGUAGAUUGCUGAUUUAAAAUAAAUAUUUAAUCCAUUUUAGAAUAAGGCAUUUUAGCAUCUCUUGGUUUCUUCAAGCUACUGACGCAGACCUUUGGAACAUCUACAUUCUAAAAAGUCAAUUAAAUCCAUGUAAUAUAGCCUACAUCCUCACAAUAAAUACAUUAUUUAUUUUAGAGAGGUCUAAAGAAACAUGUGGUACCCUUCCUGCAGGCUUAUCCUGACAUAACCCUCCAGCAUGACAAUGGCACCAGCCAAGCUGCUCGUUCUGUGCGUGAGUACCUGCUAGACAGGAAUGUCAGUGUUGUGCCAUGGCCAGCAAAGAGUCCGGAUCUCAAUCCCAUUGAGCACGUCUGGAACCUGUUGGAUUGGAGGGUGAGGGCUAGGUCGAAACCCCCGCAGAAAUGUCCGGGAACUUGUAGGUGCCUUGGUGGAAGAGUGGGGUAACAUCUCACAGCAAGAACUGGCAAAUCUGGUGCAGUCCAUGAGGAGGACAUGCAGUGCAGUACUUAAUGCAGCUGGUGGCAACACCAGAUACUGACUGUUACUUUUGAUUUUGACCACACCUUUGUUCAGGGACACAUUCAAUUUCUGUUAGUCACAUGUCUGUGGAACUUGUUCAGUUUAUGUCUCAGUUGUUGAAUCUUGUUAUGUUCAUACAAAUAUUUACACAUAAUAAGUUUGCUGAAAAUAAAUGUAGUUGACAGUGA
This is a messenger RNA of Salvelinus fontinalis (brook trout), 4562 nucleotides long. Its product is annotated as RNA transcription, translation and transport factor protein-like. Bases 121 to 855 code for a protein of 244 amino acids. The record is from RefSeq and is a predicted model, not a curated record. Gene Ontology annotation, biological process: tRNA splicing, via endonucleolytic cleavage and ligation. The transcript is spliced from 8 exons. Gene Ontology annotation, molecular function: RNA binding. Lineage: Eukaryota; Metazoa; Chordata; Actinopteri; Salmoniformes; Salmonidae. Gene Ontology annotation, cellular component: tRNA-splicing ligase complex.